This is a messenger RNA of Pseudonaja textilis, 4037 nucleotides long. NCBI's taxonomy places the organism in Eukaryota, Metazoa, Chordata, Lepidosauria, Squamata, Elapidae. The record is from RefSeq and is a predicted model, not a curated record.
CGGGAGGGCUGAGGGGAGCCUUCUGGCUCGACCGGCAUUCCCGAAGCGCCGGAGGCGGUGCUGCUCUUCUCCGCUUGGCUGAGGGGAGGAGGGGGGGGGGGCGGCAAAAUGGCUGGAGAGGGGCUGCAACCGAGGCCGCCUUUCCAGCGACUGCUGGGUACCAACAGCCAGUCGGCCGCAGCAGCUGUGAAAGACCCUCUGGCAAUUGAAAGAACAAAUCUAUUGAACAUGGCUAAACUGAGUAUAAAGGGACUCAUUGAAUCUGCUCUAAGCUUUGGGCGGACCCUUGAUUCUGAUUAUCCACCUCUCCAGCAGUUUUUUGUUGUCAUGGAACAUUGCCUCAAACAUGGCCUAAAAGUAAAGAAAUCUUUUCUAAGUUAUAAUAAAACAAUAUGGGGCCCUCUGGAACUUGUAGAGAAAUUAUAUCCAGAAGCUGAGGAGAUUGCUGCUAGCGUUAGAGAUUUACCUGGUCUCAAGACUUCAUUAGGACGUGCUCGGGCUUGGUUACGUUUGGCACUUAUGCAAAAAAAGAUGGCUGAUUAUCUCCGAUGUCUCAUCCUUCGGAAAGAUCUCCUCGGGGAAUUUUAUGAAUACCAUGCAGUGAUGAUGGAAGAAGAAGGAGCCGUCAUUGUUGGAUUGCUUGUUGGGUUAAAUGUCAUUGACGCAAACUUGUGCAUAAAAGGAGAAGAUUUGGAUUCACAAGUUGGCGUAAUUGAUUUCUCUAUGUAUCUAAAGAAUGAAGACGACACUGAAGAUAAAGAAAGAAACGACCAUGUUGCUGCAAUAUUGGAUCAGAAGAACUACGUUGAAGAAUUAAACCGGCAAUUGAAUAGUACAGUCAGCAGCCUCCAUACCCGUGUUGAUUCACUAGAGAAGUCAAACACUAAAUUAAUCGAAGAGUUGGCGAUAGCUAAAAACAACAUAAUUAAACUACAAGAAGAAAACCAUCAUUUACGAAGUGAAAACACACUCAUUUUAAUGAAAACACAACAUCAUCUGGAGAUGAAUAAAGUAGAUGCCGAAGCAGAACUUCAGACAUAUAAACAUUCCCGACAAAGCCUGGAUGAAAUGUACAAUGAAGCACAUAGACAGCUUCGAGAAGAAUCACAGUUAAGACAAGAUAUAGAGAAUGAAUUGAUGGUCCAGGUUGGUAUGAAGCAUGAGAUAGAACUCGCAAUGAAGCUAUUGGAGAAAGAUAUACAUGAAAAGCAAGACACCCUUAUAAAUCUGCGGCAACAGCUGGAGGAAGUCAAAGUGAUAAACACAGAAAUGUACCAAAAACUGCAGUUUUCAGAUGAAGCCAUGAAAGAAAAGAGUGAAAUAAUUGGUCGCUUGGAGGAUAAAACUAGUGAGAUUACCACAACUAUGAAGCAUCUGGAACAAAGAUUGCAGCAAGCAGAGAAGGCUCACAUGGAAGCAGACAGUGAGGACAAGAAAGUUAAACAAGAUUAUAUGAAUAAAUCUGAAAGUCUUCAGAAAGAAAUUGCCCAAAAGGAAAACCAAGUGUGUCAGUUGGAGACAGAUUUGAAAAUAGAAAGAGAAUGGAGACAAACCAUGGAAGAGGACCUUAAAAAGGAAAAAGAAACUACUUGUUUUCUACAAACAGAGACUCAGCAAAUCAUUACACUUAAAAAAGAAUUCCUAAACUUACAGGGAAAAAACAAGCAGUUGAAAAAUCUUUGUCAUGAUCAAGAAGAAGCUCUCCAAGAACUUGCCGGCAAACUUAGCGAAUCAAAGCUUAAAAUAGAAGACAUAAAAGAAGCAAACAAAACACUUCAGGGCCUGGUCUGGUUGAAGGACAAAGAAGCUACUCACUGCAAAUUAUGUGAAAAAGAAUUUUCUCUUUCCAAGAGAAAGGUGAUAAAUUUGGUCCAUCUACCUCUGAAGAAAUAUGAACUUAGAAUCAUCAAAUUUCAUUUGAUUACCUAUUUCAUAUGUACAAACUUUGUCUAAGACCAAGAUGUUAAUUUCUGUGGUGGAAAAUGUCAAUAUUUAAACUGACUGCAUAUUUUGAAAGGGUUUUUAAUUUUUUUUUAAAAAAGCAGUGUUUCAGAGUUGACUACUAUCUGUUCUCAAUCCAGUAUCAGGAAAUCCUUGAGUCCGAGAGUCCCUAAAGACAUCAAGCAAUGCAUUCCGGGUCUAGACUUACAGUGGGGAUCAGAAUUUCUUGCUGGUGUUUGGAAAAGAGUAUUUAUUAUUUACACCACAUUCUCAACUGUCUUUCACAGGUAGUUUUAGGCUUUCUAGGCUUAAUGCCAAGUCAUCAAGAUUUCUGGAAAGGAGGCCUACAAACCUUUUCUUCUCUUAAAAGAAUUGCUUGGAGGGUGUCAGUCACUCACCAACACCCAUACUAUUGUAGGGACAUGAUGCUCUGAAUUAAUAUCACUUUUUCUUGUAAUUUACUCAAAUUGUGUCAUGGAGCAUAUUAUACUAUCAGCUACUAAAUUCUUAUAAAUCUCAAAAGAAAGUAGUGUUCGGUUACAAUUGUUGAAAGAAACACUGGGUAACUAUAUAAUUUUAUCUAAUAAUUCUGAUAAUGUUCCAUGUCAGAAAGUUUUUGUCUUUUAAGCAUUUUACUUUAUUAUACAUUUGAUGUUUGAUAUUUUACAUGAAAUUUUCGUCAAUGACCAUAAAUAAAAUUUGGUUAAUUUAAAAUACAAGUGUUUGUAAACAUUGGAAAAAAUAUUCAACGUUUUUCAGCUUGCCCUGGUGAUGGUUAAAUCAUUCACUUUGUUGUUAUGCACUUGGUACGCAUGUUACUGCUUGUGUAAUAGCAGCUGAUACACACAUAUUUCCAUUAAAUAAAAAGCCAUUUUUCCCAGUAAAUUUAGGAAAUAUUUAUAACAGCUAUACUGGUCCCACGUGACCAGAAAAUAUAUAGCACUAAUGUUUACAAAAAGUAAUCUUAAGAGACUUAUUAAGUUUUGUUAUAAAUCAUGCUAAUGCCACAACAUGGUAAGAAAUCUUGAUGUAGAAAAUAAGUCUGCCAUACAGACACUGACACUCUGAAUGUGUGAAAACCUGAUUCAGUUGCAUAAUCUUAGAAUGCACUCUUGUUUAGAAUGAAGAGUGAAACUGAUGCUAAGAUGAUCCAUCCCAUUUGCCUCGUUUGAGCCAAAAAAAUCAAUAUAUCAGAGGCUUACAUAAUGAUAGCCACAUCAUUAUGAAUCUUGCUUUGAUGGCCACAUCAUUAUGAAACUGAUUGCAUGAUCCUAUUAAAUACACACCACCCUCUGUACACUCCUUGUAGUAACAAAUGCCUUGAACAGUGUCUACUUUGGGGCACAGUUGAAAAAAAGUUUUCAGAAAACAACUGGAACGGCAGGACAAUGGGGAUUAGGGACUGGGAAGAAGCCUUAGGAGAUGUCAAGGGAGUUUUUCAAGUGCCUCGUGGAGUAUGCCAAGCUUAGUAAUUCAGAGGCAGAUGCCACUUGAAUAUUAGGAUUUUUUUCUAACACUUGAGUGUUCAACACUAUUACUAAGGGAGGCUCCUUAUUAAGGCUCCUAUUUGCUCACUGUAUUCAAGCAAAACUUAUUUUAACCCUCCUUUGGUUCCAAGGAAAAAAGGCAUAAUUUAGUUUUUAGGAUAAAACUAGUGAUGUUAAUACUCUAAGGAUGGUUUACUAUAUAAGGACUACAGUACUUCAAUAUAUAGCCUCCCUGAAGACAUUAAUUUUAAAAUAUUAAAAUUAAUUUUGCUAAAAACCUCCUAGUACAUUUCUUAGAAAACACAGUGCAUUGAGUAAAGCACACUAAAAUUAUGGAUCUCACCUUUGUUUUGCCUAUUUCAUUUAUUCUGUAAAACUGUUUAGGAUCCUAAGAUUUGCAAACAGGAAAGUAAGUGUAUCUUCAGAAUCAAAUAUGGCUAUUAUGACACACGUGGCUGCUGUCUGUAUAAACUUUACUGAGAAUAAAACUUAUCUACAAAUUAACAUUUUUAGCUAGUAUUUAAUAUAAAUUUGUAUCUUUUCUAUUUUUCUAUGACCCACAAAAUUCUCAUACUUACCUCUCAAUUGAGCAUCAAGCCUUGAUACAAA